AUGUAGGUUUACCAGGAUCUUCUUACAGGCGAUGAGCUUCUGUCUGAUUCCUUCCCUUACAAGGACGAGAACGGCAUGUUAUGGGAAGUUGAAGGAAAGUGGGUUGUGAAAGGAGCGAUGAAUUUCGACAUUGGUGCGAAUCCAUCAGCUGAAGAAGGUGGAGAAGACGAAGGAGUCGAUGAUCAAGCUGUGAAGGUUGUCGAUAUCAUCGAUACUUUUAGGCUUCAGGAGCAACCAUCGUUCGAAAAGAAACAGUUUGUGAUGUUCAUGAAGAGAUACAUAAAGCAACUAAACCCUAAGCUGGACUCAGAAAAACAAGAGCUGUUCAAAAAACACAUCGAGAGUGCUACCAAGUUUUUGAUGUCAAAGCUCAAAGACUUCCAAUUCUUUGUGGGAGAGAGCAUGGGGGAAGAAGGGAGCUUAGUGUUUGCUUACUACAAGGAGGGAGCCACUGAUCCUACUUUUCUCUACUUAGCCUACGGCUUGAAGGAGAUCAAGUGCUGA
This is a messenger RNA of Eutrema salsugineum, 504 nucleotides long. Its product is annotated as translationally controlled tumor protein 2. The record is from RefSeq and is a predicted model, not a curated record. Lineage: Eukaryota; Viridiplantae; Streptophyta; Magnoliopsida; Brassicales; Brassicaceae. Gene Ontology annotation, cellular component: cytoplasm. Gene Ontology annotation, molecular function: calcium ion binding.